This is a messenger RNA of Cariama cristata (Red-legged seriema), 982 nucleotides long. It is a transcript of the gene RNF138, whose product is annotated as ring finger protein 138, E3 ubiquitin protein ligase. Bases 1 to 786 code for a protein of 261 amino acids. The record is from RefSeq and is a predicted model, not a curated record. Lineage: Eukaryota; Metazoa; Chordata; Aves; Cariamiformes; Cariamidae. The transcript is spliced from 7 exons.
AUGAACUACGGUCUUCGGAAAUGCGUGCUCGGUGAAGCUUUGCAGUGGUUUUGGCUCCGCUUAAGGACAAUAAACAGGAGUUACUCUGAUAAGGUUUUCCAGUAUCAUGUGCCUGCUGCACCAUUUAAUAUCUCAUUAAUGAUCAAUCCAGCGUUUUGCAGGAAGUGCUUCCUGACAGCUAUCAGAGAAAGUGGAACGCAUUGUCCUCUCUGCCGGGGGAGCGUGACUAAAAAAGAAAGAACGUAUCCCAAAAGGGCUCUAGAUGUUGAAAACAGUAUGAAGAAAGCUUCUGGGGGCUGUAGAUGCUGUGAGAAGCAGGUUAGAUUUUCGUGGAUGAGACAGCAUUAUAAAACGUGUAAGAAGUAUCAGGAUGAAUAUGGUGUUUCUUCUAUUAUUCCAAACUUACAGAUUUCCCAAGAUUCAACAGGGAACAGUAGCAGGAGUGAUGCAAUAUCUGAUAAUGGCGAGAUGGCUAAUAAUCAAAUACUUCAAGGAGAAACAAGUGGACACCCAACCUUCAAAUGCCCCCUGUGUCAGGAAGCCAAUUUUACCAGACAACGCUUGCUGGAUCACUGUAAUAAUAGACAUCUGUAUCAGAUAGUUCCUGUAAUCUGUCCUAUUUGUGUAUCUCUUCCUUGGGCAGAUACUAACCAGGUUACUAGAAAUCUUGUUAGCCAUCUAAAUCUAAGACACCGGUUUGACUACGGAGAAUUUGUGAAUCUUCAGCUUGAUGAAGAAGCCCAAUACCAAAAUGCAGUUCAAGAAUCCUGUCAUGUGAACUUUUAAAGUAUAGCCCCCCUUCGUCUUACUGAUUAUCUGAGAGAAAAAUUACAUUAAUUCUGUUGGUGAUCUGAAGUGUAUAUUAAUAAAAAUGGUAUUCAGUGACCACUUUUCAGGCUUAACUUUUUUGCACGCUCAUAAGGACUUUUCAUAAAUGAUUUUGCUGAAACUCAAACUUGGCAUCUUUACUGAGAUCUAUCCC